AUGCCAAGUUCUUCGCCAAGUGAUGCGCCAAGCAGUACACCGAGCAGUACUCCAAGCAGUGUUCCAAGCAGUUCCCCAACAGGUGAACACUACAGAUGUGUUGACAGCUGGGCCCACGAUGAUGACUCUUACGUUUGCUCUGAUAGCUUGGGCUAUGAAUAUGGUGGGUGGACCAAUGGGAAGUUUGGAUUUGGAAUGCCAGGUUGUGAUGUGUGCAACUGUCCUCCUUGUGAAUCCACUCCUGCCAGGAAGUUGAGUCAAACUGGCACCAAGCGUCCUAACGUUCUCGUUCCAGGCGCAAGGGCUCUUGAUGAUGCAGCUGAUUGUACUUGCCUGUGCCCUGAGACAGGUGCCACUCAAUUGGCUGCGGGUGUCCUCACAUCCAAGUCAAUGGACCUCUACAUUGGUGUCACUGCCAAUUGUGGUCCAAAGGGUGGUAAGGUUGGAACCGUCUACUUGACACCAAACAGUGAUGGAACAAUCUCAGUUACAUACAGCAUGGUUGGUGGAUUCUUCAUGACUGAUACCAAUCUCUAUGUAGGAGCUGAUUCUCUUCCUGUUGGAACAAAUGGCGGAUACUUGGCUCCGGUUGAUUUCCCAUUUGGCCACGCUAACAGCACCACAACCUCAAGGAGUUUCACAAUGGCCACACCUUCCUGUGAUUUCUUUGUGGCUGCACAUGCUAAAGUAUGUGGAGAUUUCCCCACUUUUUCUCCAACAACAAGCCCUUCGUCACUGCCGAGUACAAGCCCCUCAGGAUCACCCACUUCCACACCAUCAUCUUCGCCCAGCACAAACCCAUCUUCUCGUCCAUCUUCUUCGCCUAGCUCACAACCAUCAGUACGACCAACAGCUUCGCCCAGUGCCAGCCCCACCAAUGUUCUCUCUGCUGCCCCAACACUACAAACCCAACAGUGUGUUCACACAUGGGGUUUUGAUGAUGAGAGUUCUGUUUGUGCUGAUGACAUGGGUCUUGGAAUGUGGGCCUGGACAAAUGGCAAGUACGGUACCUCUGAAUGUAAAGAGUGCAGUUGCCCAGAUUGUAAUGGCCCUGAAGACAGACACCUUGGUCCACCCAAGGAAGUAGAGCCUGUACCCCUGCCUCAGAAGUGCAGAGGUUAUGUUGCCUCAUGGUCUGGAGACCCUCACAUGAGGACUUUCAACAAGCUCAGGUAUGACUGUCAGGGAGAGGGUGAAUUCCAAGUCCUCAAGUCAUUGAACUCUACCUUUGAGCUACAGGGUCGGUUUGUGAAGUUUGUCCAAAACCGCCGACCUACUGUGACUUCCAGUAUUGUAUUCAAUACAGGUGAUGGAGAACCCAAAAUCCAAAUCAAUGUCCCUCCUAAUGCUGAUAAUGGCUGCACACCUUACAUGUUUGUAGAUGGAGUACCAAGGGAUAUUGGUGAGCAGGGUGUUGGUGUCAAGUCUGUCCAAGUACAAAAGGUGUCAACACGCGGCAAGGAAGGCUUCAUUGUGUACUAUCAUGGAUCAAAGGUACAGCUGACUGCCAUGGCCAAGAAGUCCUCGAGGAAUGGAUGUGUCCUUGCCGCCAAGCUUUGUCUUCCUUAUGAGUACGAAAGGUCUCAGGAAUCAUUUGUUGGAUUGCUGGGAACACCAAAUUCUAAGAAGAAUGAUGACUGGAUGACACCGAAUGGAACUGUCCUGCCUAUUCCAACAAGGAGAAAGGACUUGAGAUUUGGGCCUGCCUAUGAUUUCUGUGUUGACAACUACUGUAUCAGAGAAAAGGAGAAGUCAAUGUUCAAUUACACAGAAGGAGAAAGCUUUGAGAAGUAUUUCGGGUGUGACCAACGUGCUGACUUGGAAACAGAGACAUGUGUUUCUAAUCCACCGGGCAUUCUCAAGGACAUUUGUGGAAGGAUCACUCCUGAUGCUGCUUGUUUGAUAGACGGAUGUAUCGGUGGGCCUGCAGAUGCGAAAAAGUACAUAGAUGCCCAGGAAGACCUCACUGACAAAAUGUGUGGAAAGCAGAUCUUCUAUGAAGAUUUCAAUGAGGAUAUGGGUGGUAGCUGGGGCAAGAUUUACGAGAAGGAUAGACACAAGUUUUUGUGGCUCACUAAGUACCACAACAAGAUGAGUGCUGACUUCACUGUCCCACAAGAGGCUGAUGUCAUCACCCUCGAGUUUGACUUUUAUGAACUUGGCGGUUGGGAAAGGAGUGGCAGCCAUGAUGAGUCACUCUUUGUUUAUGUGAAUGAUGCCAAGAUUGAUAUCGCUGGUUUUUCGAGUGACGGCAAAACAGAUGAUAGUUUCGUCCAUGACGUGAACCAAGGAAUUGCCUGGACACGGCGUGCGACGACGAGGAGCUGCGACUUAGGGCUCGGGGGCACCAAAGAUCAGAUCCACAAAGUUACACUCAACAUUAAUUCGGCGUACUUCGAAAAGGAUGGAAACCUUACGAUUGGCAUUGAAGUUGUUAUUAAGGACGAGGACAGCAAGAAGAAAGAGAGUGCUGGUAUUGACAAUUUCAUUCUUGUUGCCUAUGGAGAAUCCUGUGACUUCCCCCCUGCAAACGGUAGGGCAGCACCUCCCAAGAUUGAGAUUCCUGAUAAGCUUCCGGUUACAUGUGAUGGAAAUGUGGCAACCUUCUGGGGAGACCCACACAUGAUCACAUUUGACGGAGUAAAGUACGACUGCCAGGGUGCCGGCGAGUUCACUAUCCUGAAAACCUUGAAUUCCAACAUGGAGUCCAAGUUUGAAAUUCAAGGCCGAUUUGUGAGCUUCAAUGCUCAAAGGCGGAUCACUGUCACACGUGGUGUUGUUGUUCGUGAAGCUGGGGUGCCCACUGUGCAGAUUUCUGUGCCAUCAGCCUAUGACAAGAAGUGCCCAGUCACCCUCCACGUGAAUGGUGCAGAGCGAUCUUUAUUGGAUGGAACAGGAUUUGACGAUGUUGUAGUGAGACAAGUGGGCAAUAGUAUUGUGAUGUACUACCCCAGGACACGCGUCCAGUUGGUGGCCAAGCUAUCCAAGUCGACCAAGUAUGGAUGCCUCAUGUCUACAAAGGUCUGUUUGCCAGAGGAUUACAGACCCAAUGAAAAGAUUAUCGGUUUGCUGGGAACCCCCAAUGAAGAUAAGACUGAUGAAUGGAUGACCCCUGAUGGAAGCCCCUAUGUUAUCCCUCCAAGUGAGAAGGGAAGGAAUAACAGAUACAGGAGAAACUAUGAGUACUGCACCACCCAAUGGUGUGCUGAAACAGAAAGUGCUUCCAUCUUUGCCUACUUGCCAGGAGAAAGCUUUGACAUGUACAACAGGUGUGGAAGCGUUUAUGAGGGUAAAAUGGAGGCAUGCACUGCUAACCCACCGCAGUGGGCAAUUGAUAUUGUUGGUGAACAUGAUGACCGUUGUCUUUUCGAGUGCUGUGCUGGUGGUGAAGAAGCGUGCAAACAGUGCAUCGACCUUGAGGUCGACCUGAUGGAAGAGAAAAACUGUGCUGAGCAGGUUGCAUUUGAAAACUUUGAUGUUGAUGGUGUAAUUGGAUCUGGUUGGGACAAUCUUAUGAUUGACUAUCUGCCAGAUUCUGGCCACAAUUUCCUGGGACUUAUGCACAGAGACAGUGAACCCAUUUCCAAGGAGUUCAGCAUUCCCAGUUUUGCUCAGCGCGUAACCAUUGAGUUCAAGCUGUACGAGAUUGAUGACUGGAGCAAGAAAUGUGUGGACACUCCUGCCAACCGAAGAAAGCUGGAGUCAUCUACAAAAACAACCACCAUCUGCCACAAAACCAAGAAUGUACAGAAACCCUACAAUGUGAUCAAAGUCAGCACAGAGACUGUUCUAAUCUUUUUGAACACUCACCCAGCCAGUCUUCGUCCUGGAGAUGCUAUUCCUGAUUCUCAAGGCCUGUGGGUGAACCAAAUCUGUAACGUAGUUGACAGCGAGGAGAAGUCCUUGGUAGGAACGAGGACGAAGGUCCAAAAGGCUGUUGUCUGCAAAGACAACAAGUUCCUGGUUACAAUUGGCCAGAAGCUGUUUGACCUCAAGACUUUCACUGAUCAUGACAGCAAAUUCCAUCCUGGUAACUACAAGACAGGGUACAGGUCAGGCAUUAGGUGGAAGAGGCAAGCUGUGACGUCUGCCGCAAACUUAGGCUUUAGCAACGCUCACAAAGAUCAAGUGCACCAAGUUACGAUUUCCGUACCUCGGCACUUCUUCAUCGAUGGCAAAUUGAAGCUAAGUUUUGAUGUUGAUGUGAUGAAGGAGUGGGAUGAAGUUGGUGCUGGAGUUGAUGACUUGAGAAUCACAGCUAGGUCAAGGAAGUGCAAGGAUAUCAAAGACCCUAACUUGGAACGGUUGAAACGAGAAUUGAUUGCAGCCCGCAGAAAAGCUAACAGGCUAAGGGCCACUGCAGAGAGAAAUGCACGAAUUGAAGCUAGAAGGAAGGCCCGCAAGGAAAAAGCUCAAGAGAGAGCACUGGAACGUGCCAAAGAUCGUACGGAACGAGCUCGUGCCCGCGCCGCUAAACGGGCAGCAGAUUAUGCACUUCGAGUGAAGACAUUGAAGGCGAGAAAAGUCCUGUAUACCCUCAUGAAAAAGAAGCAAGCUGAUCUUCGAGCUGAAGCAGCUGCCAAGAGGAAGGCUGAGCUGGAGGCGAGAGCUAGAACUGCAGCCAAGACGAAGCUAGAGGCAGCUCUUGCGCGGGCCAAGAAGCUUUCAGACAAGGCAAGAGCAAGAGCCCAUUCGCGCUGGGAAUCUGAACUGAAAAGAGUGAAGUUUGAAGCAGAGAAGGCAAGAAAGGCCGCAGAGAAUGCUCGCAUAAAGGCAGAACAGAGGGCAGAGAGAGCAAUUAAGAGGGCUGAAGAUGCUGCAAAUGCGGCCAGGCAGGCUUCCCUCAAGAAGAAAACAAGUGAAACAGCAAAGGCAAUCGCGAAUGCUGAGAAGAAGUUAGCUGCUGCAAAGAGGGCUGCAGAUAAGGCAAGACAGAGAGCUGAGCUUGCUCGGCAGAGAGCAAAGAUUGCCAGAGACAAGGCAAAGGCAGCUGCCAAGAAGAAGGCUGACAGUGUCAAGCAGGCUGCUGUGAAGAAACACUUGUUAAGAGUUGCAGAUGAAGAGAGAGCCCUGAGCAGAGCUGAAACCAGACUCAGGCAAAGGGAAACUGAUGUCAAGACGAAAUUUGACAAGGACGUGAAGAGUGUCAAGACUUUGGCUGACAAAACCAAGAAAACUGUGGUUGAGAACCAAAUCAAGAAGGAAGCUGACGAGGAGAAGGCCAGGAAGCGGGCUUCAUCGAGGCUGCUUGAAAGGGACACAUUUAUCAAGACGAAAUACUUUGACAAGAAUGUGAACAAUGUCAAGACUUGGGCUGACAGAGCCAAGAAAACUGUGGUUGACAACCAUCUCAAGAAGGAAGCUGACGAGGAGAAGGCCAGGAAGCGGGCUUCAUCGAGGCUGCUUGAAAGGGAUACAUUUAUCAAGACGAAAUACUUUGACAAGAACGUCAACAAUGUCAAGAAGUGGGUGAGCAGUGCCAAGACAACGGCCGUCCAAAACCAGAUCAAGAAGGAGGAAGACGAGAGAAAGGCCAAGUCAAAAGCGGAAGCAAGGUUUGUAAAAAGAGAUGACGAUGUCAAGAAGAAGCUCUUUGACAGGAACGUGAAUAAUGUCAUGAACAAGGCAAACCAAGCCAAGAACAGGGCCUUGGACAAGAAGUACCCCAUCUGCAAAAAGAGAGCGAACAAGAACCAAUACAGUUUGGUGAAGGUGAAGAAGCGUGAUGAAGAAGGCUUUUUGUCCAAAAACAAAGGCAGCCUGCUCCCUGGAGAUGCCAUUCCUAAUUCUGACCCAGAGCGUUGGGUCAACCAAAGGUGCAGGGUUGUCGACAGUGAAGCCAAGUCCCAGAAAAGGAGAGGCAGGAGAACUUUGCGGGCGCUCUUGGAAGAAGAGGCCGAACUGAUUACCAUGGAGAGAAAGCUAGAGGAGGAGGAUGAAGACUGCAACUGCCUCUGUUCCUCUGGUGGUGGCAAAGAGAAUGAAGUAGCAUUGGAGGCUGCAAAGACCAUCACUCUGUACUCUGAAUCUUCUGGCACUGACUGUGGCCCCGCAGGCCUCAAAGUUGGAACUGUCUCAAUCACACCCGAUAAGAGUGGAGACAAUGUGACUUUCACAUACAACAUGGAUGCCGGAUAUGUCAUGUUGGAUACCCAUCUCCACGUUGGUGCUGACCCUCUUCCUAAUUGGGAAGAAAUGGCGGUUCUACCUUCGGUGAGCGAGUUUGGGUACACCCAUGAGGGUGUCCCAAUGAUUUCCAAGUCCUACACGGUGAACAUGAAGUCCUGUGGCUUUUACGCAGCUGCUCAUGCCAGAGUCUGUGGAGCCUUCCCGACCCAGAGCCCCAGUUCAGCUCCUUCCUCGGUACCAUCCAGCGAACCAACUGGAAUGCCAUCGGACCUUCCAUCUGGAGCACCAUCCAUGGUUCCUACGGAAAGUCCUUCCAUUCAACCAAGCGAAAUCCCAUCUGGGGGUCCAACUACUUCUCCAUCGGAAUUCCCUUCUGCGUUCCCCACAGAAUCCCCUUCUGCUGCACCAUCUGGAUACCCAACAGACAGCCCAUCUGAGGUCCCAACUUACUAUCCCACUUCUUCUCCAACAGAAAAGGACGAAGGAGGCGGAGAUGAAGAUGAUGAAGGUAGCACGUGCAACUACGCUCCGGAUAUCUUUGAUUCACCCUACACCGUUGCAGGCGUGGACUACAAUGUUUAUUCUGGGGAGGAACGUCGUGUUCUUUCGUCUAAUAAUGACAAAGAAGAGACGUCGUCGAGCAACACGCAACAUCUUGCUGGCGACGAGGGAAACAACAAGCCCAAUGACUCUGCUGCUGACGGUGGUCUCGUCGCACCCGCAAAAGAAGACAACAACAACAACAAGGACACUGCCUCGAACAACAAUGUGGAGUGCCGCGUUGCCUAUGCCUACCACACUCCCCGGGUUUCCAAGAGCUUUACGGAUCUUGGUUUCACGGAUGGAUUCGACAAUCAGGGCUCUGACAUUACAUGGGGCUGGACGAAUGGUCCAUUGGCGGCUUCGAACUAUGCCUACUCCAUGGAGUUGUUUACGAACAAUGACAAAAGCACGCCUGUGGGAACCAUGUCGGUUGCGUACGACGCCGAAGGAGAGGCCGUUGUCACGGUGGAAGCAGCGGUUCGUCUCUGGUUGAAGAAUGUCAAUGCGUUUGUGGGUCACUCUCGGCUGCCGGUCAGCGGAGACGAUGGAAUGGAGAUUAUUAAUCCCGACCAGUUCCCCGUUUCUCAUGAUCGCAUGGCACUGAGCCGUUCGUUCACUGUCACGGAGCUGGAUGGAAGUACUCCAAUCUACGUGGUGGCGGAAGCUACUGUUUGUGGUGUCCGGAACAACAACAACAACGAUUCCGAGAAGGAAACUGUGGAGGCGAAACCCAAGAGCCUUCUUGGUUCUGUCGGGGGCUUUUUCCAAAAGCUUCUCUAG
Messenger RNA from Seminavis robusta, 7452 nucleotides. The record is from the annotation of a GenBank genome assembly. Lineage: Eukaryota; Bacillariophyta; Bacillariophyceae; Naviculales; Naviculaceae.